AUGGAUGCCCCACGCGAUGCCCAGUGGAAGGAGGAGGUGAGGAAGCGCCAGCAGCGACACCUGCCCGAACUAAAAGACGAGAAGCACCAGAAGCUCUUCUUCUUCACCAGCUACACGCCCUCACCCGAGCUCGCCGCGGCUGCCAUAGAAGAAGUUGCCACGAGCGCCCAGCGCCGGCCGCAGCCCCAAGAGCCGCAGCGGAUCGACGCGCGGGGGCGAAGUAGCAGCGCAGAGGUCAUGGCAGUUUCGACCACGCCUCGGCCGUGGGCCUUCAAGGACCAGAGCCUCGACGAACAUCAAGCCAAGGCCCUCGCCCGCUACACGCGUCGUCUACAUUCGGGCCGACCUGGCCGCAUCGCGUAA
Acanthamoeba castellanii str. Neff is the source of this 363-nucleotide messenger RNA. RefSeq lists its product as uncharacterized. The record is from RefSeq and is a predicted model, not a curated record. The transcript is spliced from 2 exons. Lineage: Eukaryota; Discosea; Longamoebia; Acanthamoebidae. The coding region runs from base 1 to 363 and encodes 120 amino acids.